AUGACUGUGAUCGCAUCGUAUUGUUUUAAUUUUAACGAAGUUCCUGUUUUUCGAGCUGUAUUUAAAAUCUCAAUUAUUGACAAGUCUGAAUUAGUUGAAAUUAAGGGCAAUGUUGCUGUUGAGGCGAGCGUUAGCUGUUAUUUAUGUUUUAAGUUGCCAAGAGAAACUGCCAUAAUCUCGCCCAAAAAACAAGAAGUCAUCAACUUCGUCCUCCCCCUCAGCGGCCACUACAAAAUCUUCCGCCGCUUCCUCAAGAUGUACGAAGACGUCUGCCUCAAACGCCAAGAAGAAGCCAAACUCUUCGUCGUCCUCUACCAGAACGACCGAUCCUCGGACUUCCUCCGCAGCGGCGCCCUCAUCGAAGACGUCCAGCGCACCUACGGCAGCGACGCCGUCGUCGCCAUCCACACCAACGAGACCUUCUCCAGAGCCCGGGCCCUCGAGCGCGGCUUGAGCCUCCUCAGCGACGACGACCUGGUGCUCUUUAUGGACGUGGACAUGAUCUUCCACCCCCGCAGCCUCCAGCGCGUCCGCCAGAACACCGUCAAGGAAAAAAGUGUGUAUUUCCCCAUAGUGUAUAGCCUGUACAAUCCUCGACUUCUGAACAGGACGUACCCCGAUAAUUACUCAUUUUUCAGCGACGAUAUCGUGGACGAAGACAGCGGUUUCUGGCGGCAGUUCGGGUUCGGGAUCGUGAGUUUGUACAAAAGUGACUACGUGGGUUUGGGGGGGUUGAACUUGCUGAUAUCCGGGUGGGGGUUCGAGGACGUCACCUUCUACGACAACGCGAUCAAGUCGAGCUUGAGGAUCGUGAGGAGCGUCGAUCCUAAUUUGAUCCACGUCUAUCACUCCAUCGAAUGUGAUAUUAAUUUAGACGCUGCGCAAAAAACUAUGUGCUUGGGGACUCAGGCGAAUAUGUUGGGGUCUUUGAAGCAGCUGCAGAAGGUGUACGAGAGGUAUGAGGAGGUGGUUGUUAGCUAG
Zophobas morio is the source of this 981-nucleotide messenger RNA. Its product is annotated as chondroitin sulfate synthase 3-like. The transcript has 2 exons. The coding region runs from base 1 to 981 and encodes 326 amino acids. Gene Ontology annotation, molecular function: glucuronosyl-N-acetylgalactosaminyl-proteoglycan 4-beta-N-acetylgalactosaminyltransferase activity. The record is from RefSeq and is a predicted model, not a curated record. NCBI's taxonomy places the organism in Eukaryota, Metazoa, Arthropoda, Insecta, Coleoptera, Tenebrionidae. Gene Ontology annotation, cellular component: Golgi cisterna membrane.